AUGGAAACUGAUCCAAUGAAUGUUACAUAAAAUUAAACAUAAACAAGACGUCAUUAUCCAAAAGAUGUUCAAGUAAAUAAACAUUUAUAAUAAAAAAGGGUUUAAAGUCUGAAUGGUAUGGAAUAGAACAUCAUAUGUAUGAAAUUGGAUAAGAAAUUUAACGAAAUGAAAAAGAUAUAUUGAAUCUUAGAAAAAAAGAAUUAUUGUACUUUAUUUAUAUUUAAUUGAUUUAGGACUGAAUUAGAUAGAAAAAUGCUUGAGUAAUUAUAAUUAAAAUAGAAAGAAUUAGAAUAAAAAUAUGAAGAUGCAGAAGAAAUGAAAAGAAGAUAAAUGAAAUUCUAAGAAGAAUAAAGAAAAUUCUUAGAAGAUAAAGCUGUAUUGUAAAAGGGCAUUUCUUCUAUUUAUGAUAAAUAAAAAUAAGAUUCCUUAAUAAGAGAAAUGG
Molecule: messenger RNA, 442 nt
Organism: Paramecium sonneborni
Lineage: Eukaryota; Ciliophora; Oligohymenophorea; Peniculida; Parameciidae
Source: the annotation of a GenBank genome assembly